AUGAGGAAGAGCAGCGCCAACUGGUUGCGCCAGGGCUACAACAAGUUGACUCGAGCAGCUGCAGUUGGCAAAGACCACCCCACCGCCGCCGAUCCAAAGCAACAGAACUUCCCAAUCCUGGAAGGCCACCCUGCGGCCCAACAACACGCCCAGCAAUCCGUCGAGACAUUCGACGCGGUCAAGAGCCAGAGCAACAAGCGGUCGCUGCAGACGUCCAAAGAGUUCAAAAUCUACCGAUGGAACCCGGAUGACCCGACCCGCAAACCGUUUCUCCAGUCUUUCUUCCUCGACCUCGCCGACUGCGGCCCGAUGGUGUUGGAUGCGCUGCAGAAGAUCAAAGCCGAGGUGGACCCAGGUCUGACCUACCGGAGAUCUUGCAGGGAAGGGAUAUGCGGGUCGUGCGCGAUGAACAUCGAUGGCACCAACACCGUGGCCUGUCUCGAACCCAUCGACCCGGACCCGGCCAAGCCCUUGUUCAUCACUCCCCUGCCUCACAUGUUCGUUAUCAAGGACCUCGUUGUCGACCUCACCAACUUCUACCAGCAGUACAAGUCAAUUGAGCCGUGGUUGAAGACGAAACGACGGCCGGAGGAAGGGCGAGAGUACAGGCAGUCACCGGAGGACAGGAAGAAGCUGGAUGGGUUGUACGAGUGCAUCCUGUGCGCUUGCUGCACUACAUCCUGCCCUUCCUACUGGUGGAACCCUGAAGAGUUUUUGGGGCCGGCUAGCUUGCUGCAUGCGUAUCGCUGGAUCUGUGAUAGCCGGGAUGAGUAUACAGAGGAGCGGUUGCAAGCGGUGACAGAGGGGAUGCAGAAACUGUACAGGUGUAGGGCUAUCAAGAAUUGUACUGCCACCUGUCCCAAGAGCCUCAAUCCUGCUGACGCCAUUCACAAGAUGAAGGCCAAGCAUUUGACCUCUGUUCAUGUCGAGAAGUCGGAGAGCUAAACCUAGCAGCAACUACACACGAAGCCUUCUGGCGUUUGAUGGUGUAAUUAAGGGCUAUCAAUAUAAGUGCCUUCUCGUUGCCUACCGGUUUAAGCCCGUGACGUGACGGAGUCACGAGUUGGAACUAAGAG
This is a messenger RNA of Linum tenue, 1076 nucleotides long. NCBI's taxonomy places the organism in Eukaryota, Viridiplantae, Streptophyta, Magnoliopsida, Malpighiales, Linaceae. The record is from the annotation of a GenBank genome assembly.